AUGAAUUUUUUUAGCAUUUUAGCGAUUUUUAAUGGUUUUUUCUUGGUUAUUGUUUCAAGUUUAAAAAAUGUGCUUUUAGAAGAUGAAUCCUCUGUAAAUUUUAACUAUGAUUUUUGUAAAGGAAUGAAUAUUCAUUUUCUUAUAAGUGCAGAACAAAUGCAAAAUGAGAUUUUUUUAGAUAAAUUAUUGCUCUUGAUAGUGGGAACAACACAUUAUAUGAGGCCAAAUAAAAAGAAUUUUAUGGGAAUAUCUAUUUAUGAUGAUAAUAUAGUUUAUGAAAAAAUUGAAAAACUCGACAAACUACGUAUGUCAUUAUUUUCUGAAACAAUUAAAUCACUAUUGAAAAAUCACAUUUCUUCUACAGCAAAAAAGACAAAUUUACAUUUAUCCUUAAAAAAUUAUUAUGAAAAAAAUAUACUAGGUAAUCCAUCUCUAGAGAAGGAAAAAAAUGUUAUCAUUAUUUGUAAGAAGAUGACACCAAAUGAUUUAUCUAAUUAUUCAGAUGAGUUAAUAAAUUAUAUAAGAGAAAUUAGAAGUAAAAAUGUAGGUAUAUUCUUUUUUACGUCGGAUAGUCCAUUUAGUAGAGACAAAAUUCAUCUCAUAUCAGAUUCUCGAUAUGAUUAUGAAGUAGAAUAUCCUAUUGCAUAUUUUGUUAAUGAAGCAUAUGAUAAUAAAAGUGUUUCUGGAAUAAAAAAAUUCUGUUAUCAUUUAAAACAUGGAGCUAUUUGUUCGAGAUAUAAUGAUUGGUCAGAAUGGUCUGGUCCAUGUGAAUUUAGAAGAAGAGAACGUCAAAUUCCUCUUAAAAUAACUAUGAGUGAAGCUAGUAAUUUCCGUAUGUAUUAUAAACCUACCUGUAGGAGAGUUUUUGAUUUUACUACAGCUAUAAAAGAAGAUUAUCGUAUAGAUUGCAAUAGCCAAAUAUAUGAAUGCAGAGGUAUUUGUGAUAAAGGUUAUAAAUUUAAACCUUAUGUUCAAUAUGGAGAAAUAAUAGAAAACUACGAAGAAUGCCAUGAUUUACUACCAUGUACAUCUGAACAAAAAGAAAACGGAGAUCAUUUAUUAUUUACUGAAAUAUUAAGAAACCUUAUAAUCGAUACGAGGGAAAGGGAAGAAAUAGAAGGAAUUUUACGUAGAAAAAUUGAACAAGAUCUAGAAGGAGAAAAUGAAGAACAGUCUAAUAAACGAAGAAUAAUAGAAAUAAAAAAACAAGUAGACAAUAAAAUACAAUCAAUGUUAGAAAGACAGUACGAACUUUUAAAAAUGCAUAAAAAAGAAAUAGAUAAAAUAAAUAAAAUAAAUGACGAAUAUGAUGAUAAAAAUGAAAAUGAAAGAAAUAUAGAUGAUACAGAAGAAAAAUAUAUACAUAAAAUAGAGGAAAGUGAAGAUCACAAAAAGAAAAAAGAAAUAAAUGAAGAUAAAAAUGAAAAUGAAAGAAAUAUAAAUGAUACAGAAGAAAAAGAUAUACAUAAAAUUGAGGAAAGUGAAGAUCACAAAAAGAAAAAAGAAAUAAAUGAAGAUAAAAAUGAAAGUCAAAAUGAAAUAAAUAGAGAAGAUAUGGAUAAAAUAGAGGAAGAACAAGAACAAAAAAAGGAAAAAAAAAUAAUUCAAGAUGAAAAUGAAGAUAACAUAAAUGAAUCAGAUAACUUUAAUUUAAAUAAACAAGAAUAUGUUAGGAAAAACAUAAAUUCUAAUUUAUUACCUCCAGAAGUAAAAUAUAAUGAAAAUCCUGAUUAUAAUAAACUUCAAGAAUAUGAAAAAAACGUUGAAACUAAUAGUAUGGAUCAAAAAGAUGAUUUAGAAAUAACUGAAGAAAAUACAAAAUUAGGAGGAGAAACAGAUGAAAGAAAUAAAUCAAAUGAAGGAAUAAGUUAUAGUGAUUAUAGAAAAACACAAGAUCAAGAAGAAAAUGAAAAAUUAAAUAAACAAGGUCAAAUUGAAAGUGCAAAAGAAAGAAUAGGAAAUAAAAAAAAUUAUCUAAGAAGAGGUACAGAAAAUGUAGAAGAUAAUGGGAUAAAAGUCGAUCCAAUAAAAGAAGAAAUAGUAGAAGAUGAGUUACCAUUUGGAACUGAGAAAAUAAAUCAACUAUCAAAUAAUUGGAUAGGUAAAAAUAGAAUACACAGUAAAGAGCGAAACGGAUAUCAGUUACCAGGAAGAUGGGUAAAUGGAUAUUACAUAGAGGGAGAAUGGAUAGAUGAUUAUCAACACCAAUAUGGAAUGGAUAUCGAAGAAUAUAAAAAUAAAUAUAAUAAUUCAGAUAAUUAUAAAGAAGGAGAUGGAUUAAUAAAUCAUAAUAUUCAAGUUUCGGAAGAAAAAAAAAAAACAAACGUGCUAUCAAAAGAAGAUAUAAAUGAACUAGGUAAUAGGGAAACUGAAGAGUUAUUUAAAAAACAUCAAUAUGCAGAUGACAAAAUAAAUGAAUACGAUGAAACUUCAAAUAAGAAUAAAAAUGAAAAAUAUCACUUAUUACAUCAUACAUUUGAUGACGAUACAGAUGAAAUAGAGCAUAUAAGCAAAUAUAAAAUUCCAAGUGAACAAAUAGCAAAUGAGCAUCAAAUUAGCAACGAUAAUGUAAGAAAAAAUAAUACAGAACAAAAUGAAAGUAUAAGAGGACAAUACUUAUCAGAUGAAUUUUUAAACAAAUAUUAUUUAUCAGGAAAAUUGAUAAACGAAAAUCAUUUGAAUGGAGAAAAUCAAGCAAAUAGUAAAGAAAUAAUAGAUCCUAAUUCACAUGUUGAAAAAAUAAAUGAAAAUGAUAUAACACAAGAAGCAAUUAAUAACGAUCAAUAUAAGAAUGAUUCAUUAUCUAAUGAAGACCAAAUAUCUAGUGAUAAUAUUAAUGGAGGAAAACAAGAAAUCAAUGAAGAAACAAAAGAACACGGAAAACAAGAAAUCAGUGAAGAAACAGAAGAACAUGGAAAACAAGAUAAUAAAAUGAAUAAUGAUGAUAAAGAAGAAACAUUUCAUUCGGAUCAAAACAAUAAUGAUAAAUUAACUUAUGAACAUCAAACUUAUGAUAAUAUCGAUCGAGGAAAACAAGAAAUCAAUGAAGAAACAAAAGAACAUGGAAAACAAGAUAAAAAAAUGAAAAAUGAUGAUGAUAAAGAAGAAGAAAUAUUUCAUCCUUAUCAAAUCAAGAAUGAUACAUUAAUUAAUGAACAUCAAAGUGGUGAUAAUAUGAAUGGAGGAAAACAAGAAAUCAAUGAAGAAACAAAAGAACACGGAAAACAAGAAAUCAGUGAAGAAACAGGAGAAUAUGGAAAACAAGAUAAAAAAAUGAAAAAUGAUGAUGAUAAAGAAGAAGAAAUAUUUCAUCCUGAUCAAAACAAGAAUGAUACAUUAACUAAUAAACAUCAAACUGAUGGUAAUAUCGAUGGAGAAAAACAAGAAAUCAGUGAAGAAACAGAAAAACUUGGAAAACAAGAAAUCAGUAAAACAACAAAAGAUCCUAAUUCACAAGUUGAAAAAAUAAAUGAAAAUGAUACAAAAAAAGAAACAAUUCAUAUCGAUCAUUAUAAUAAUGAUUCAUUAUCUAAUGAAGACCAAAUAACUUAUGAUAAUAUUAAUGGAAUAAAUAAAGAAAUUAGUAAAAUAAUAAGAGAACAUGGAAAACAAGAUAAAAGAAUGAACAAUGAUUAUGAUAAAGAAGAAGAAAUAUUUCAUUUUGAUCAAAACAAGAAUGAUAAAUUAACUAAUGAAAAUCAAACUUAUGAUAAUAUCGAUGGAGGAAAACAAGAAAUCAAUGAAGAAACAAAAGAACAUGGAAAACAAGAUAAAAAAAUGAAAAAUGAUGAUGAUAAAGAAGAAGUAAUAUUUCAUCCUUAUCAAAACAAGAAUGAUAUAUUANAGAAAAACAAGAAAUCAGUGAAGAAACAGAAAAACUUGGAAAACAAGAAAUCAGUAAAACAACAAAAGAUCCUAAUUCACAAGUUGAAAAAAGAAAAUGAUACAAAAAAAGAAACAAUUCAUAUCGAUCAUUAUAAUAAUGAUUCAUUAUCUAAUGAAGACCAAAUAACUUAUGAUAAUAUUAAUGGAAUAAAUAAAGAAAUUAGUAAAAUAAUAAGAGAACAUGGAAAACAAGAUAAAAGAAUGAACAAUGAUUAUGAUAAAGAAGAAGAAAUAUUUCAUUUUGAUCAAAACAAGAAUGAUAAAUUAACUAAUGAAAAUCAAACUUAUGAUAAUAUCGAUGGAGGAAAACAAGAAAUCAAUGAAGAAACAAAAGAACAUGGAAAACAAGAUAAAAAAAUGAAAAAUGAUGAUGAUAAAGAAGAAGUAAUAUUUCAUCCUUAUCAAAACAAGAAUGAUAUAUUAAUUAAUGAACAUCAUAGUGGUGAUAAUAUCGAUGGAGAAAAACAAAAAAUCAGUAAAACUAUAAAAGAUCCUAAUUCACCAAAUGAAAAAAUAAAUGAAAAUGAUACAAAAAAAGAAACAAUUCAUAUCGAUCAUUAUAAUAAUGAUUCAUUAUCUAAGGAAGACCAAAUAUCUAGUGAUAAUAUGAAUGGAGGAAAACAAGAAAUCAGUGAAGAAACAAAAGAACAUAUAAAACAAAAAAUCAGUGAAGAAACAGGAGAACAUGGAAAACAAGAUAAAAAAAUGAAAAAUGAUGAUGAUAAAGAAGAAGAAAUAUUUCAUUUUGAUCAAAACAAGAAUGAUAAAUUAACUAAUGAAAAUCAAACUUAUGAUAAUAUCGAUGGCGGAAAACAAGAAAUCAAUGAAGAAACAAAAGAACAUGGAAAACAAGAUAAUAAAAUGAAUAAUGAUGAUAAAGAAGAAACAUUUCAUUCGGAUCAAAACAAUAAUGAUAAAUUAACUUAUGAACAUCAAACUUAUGAUAAUAUCGAUCGAGGAAAACAAGAAAUCAAUGAAGAAACAAAAGAACAUGGAAAACAUGAUAAAAGAAUGAACAAUGAUGAUAAUAAAGAAGAAGAAAUAUUUCAUCCUGAUCAAAUCAAGAAUGAUACAUUAAUUAAUGAACAUCAUAGUGGUGAUAAUAUGAAUGGAGGAAAACAAGAAAUCAAUGAAGAAACAGGAGAAUAUGGAAAACAAGAUAAAAAAAUGGAAAAUGAUGAUGAUAAAGAAGAAGAAAUAUUUCAUUUUGAUCAAAAUAAUAAUGAUACAUUAACUAAUAAACAUCAAACUGAUGGUAAUAUCGAUGGAGAAAAACAAGAAAUCAGUGAAGAAACAGAAAAACUUGGAAAACAAGAAAUCAGUAAAACAACAAAAGAUCCUAAUUCACAAGUUGAAAAAAUAAAUGAAAAUGAUACGAAAAAAGAAACAAUUCAUAUCCAUCAUUAUAAUAAUGAUUCAUUAUCUAAUGAAGACCAAAUAAUUUAUGAUAAUAUUAAUGGAAUAAAUAAAGAAAUUAGUAAAAUAAUAAGAGAACAUGGAAAACAAGAUAAAAGAAUGAACAAUGAUUAUGAUAAAGAAGAAGAAAUAUUUCAUUUUGAUCAAAACAAGAAUGAUAAAUUAACUAAUGAACAUCAAACCUAUGAUAAUAUCGAGGAAGGAAAACAAGAAAUCAAUGAAGAAACAAAAGAACACGGAAAACAAGAAAUCAAUGAAGAAACAAAAGAACAUGGAAAACAAGAUAAUAAAAUGAAUAAUGAUGAUAAAGAAGAAACAUUUCAUUCGGAUCAAAACAAGAAUGAUAAGUUAACUUAUGAACAUCAAACUUAUGAUAAUAUCGAUGGAGGAAAACAAAAAAUCAAUGAAGAAACAAAAGAACAUGGAAAACAAGAAAUUAGUGAAGAAACAGAAGAACAUGGAAAACAUGAUAAAAAAAUGAAAAAUGAUGAUGUUAAAGAAGAAGAAAUAUUUCAUUCUGAUCAAAAUAAUAAUGGUACAUUAACUAAUAAACAUCAAACUGAUGGUAAUAUCGAUGGAGAAAAACAAGAAAUCAGUGAAGAAACAGAAGAACAUGGAAAACAAGAUAAUAAAAUGAAUAAUGAUGAUAAAGAAGAAACAUUUCAUUCUGAUCAAAACAAGAAUGAUAAAUUAACUUAUGAACAGCAAAGUGGUGAUAAUAUGAAUGGAGAAAAACAAGAAAUCAGUGAAGAAACAGAAGAACAUGGAAAACAAGAUAAAAAAAUGAAAAAUGAUGUUGAUAAAGAAGAAACAUUUCACUCUUAUCAAAACAAGAAUGAUACAUUAAUUAAUGAACAUCAUAGUGGUGAUAAUAUGAAUGGAGGAAAACAAAAAAUCAAUGAAGAAACAAAAGAACAUGGAAAACAAGAAAUCGAUAAAAUAAUAAGAGAAAAUGGAAAACAUGAUAAAAAAAUGAACAAUGAUGAUGAUAAAGAAGAAGAAAUAUUUCAUUUUGAUCAAAAUAAUAAUGAUACAGUAACUAAUAAAUAUCAAACUGAUGGUAAUAUCGAUGGAGAAAAACAAGAAAUCAGUGAAGAAACAGAAGAACAUGGAAAACAAGAUAAAAAAAUGAAAAAUGAUGAUGAUAAAGAAGAAGAAAUAUUUCAUUUUGAUCAAAACAAGAAUGAUAAAUUAACUAAUGAAAAUCAAACUUAUGAUAAUAUCGAUGGAGGAAAACAAAAAAUCAAUGAAGAAACAAAAGAACAUGGAAAACAAGAAAUCGAUAAAAUAAUAAGAGAAAAUGGAAAACAUGAUAAAAAAAUGAACAAUGAUGAUGAUAAAGAAGAAGAAAUAUUUCAUCCUGAUCAAAACAAGAAUGAUACAUUAAUUAAUGAACAUCAAAGUGGUGAUAAUAUGAAUGGAGGAAAACAAGAAAUCAAUGAAGAAACAAAAGAACACGGAAAACAAGAAAUCAGUGAAGAAACAGAAGAACAUGGAAAACAAGAUAUUAAAAUGAAAAAUGAUGAUGAUAAAGAAGAAACAUUUCACUCUUAUCAAAACAAGAAUGAUACAUUAAUUAAUGAACAUCAUAGUGGUGAUAAUAUGAAUGGAGGAAAACAAGUAAUCGGUGAAGAAACAAGAGAACAUGGAAAACAAGAAAUCAGUAAAGAAACAAAAUAUCCUAAUUCACAAGAUGAAAAAAUAAAUGAAAAUGAUAUAACUAAAGAAACAAUUAAUAACGAUCAAAAUAAGAAAGGCAUAUUAAUUAAUGAACAUCAAAAAAUUAGUGAUAAUGUGAGUGGAGUAAAUAAUGAAAUCGAUAAAAUAAUAAGAGAACAUGGAAAACAAGAUAAAAAAAUGAAAAAUGAUGAUGAUAUAGAAGAAACGUUUCAUUCUGAUCAAAAAAAGAAUGAUAAAUUAACUAAUGAACAUCAAAGUGGUGAUAAUAUGAAUGGAGGAAAACAUGAAAUCAGUAAAACAACAAAAGAUCCUAAUUCACAAGUUGUAAAAAUAAAUGAAAAUGAUACUACAAAAGAUACAAUUAAUAACGAUCAAAAUAAGAAAGGCACAUUAAUUAAUGAACAUCAAAAAACUAGUGAUAAUGUGAGUGGAGUAAAUAAUGAAAUCGAUAAAAUAAUAAGAGAACAUGGAAAACAAGAUAAAGAAAUGAACAAUGGUGACAAUAAAGAAGAAGAAAUAUUUCAUUUUGAUCAAAACAAGAAUGAUAAAUUAACUAAUGAACAUCAAACUUAUGAUAAUAUCGAUAGAGAAAAACAAGAAAUUAGUAAAACUAUAAAAGAUCCUAAUUCACCAGAUGAAAAAAUAAAUGAAAAUGAUAUAACAAAAAAAACAAUUAAUAACGAUCAAAAUAAUAAUGAUUCAUUAACUAAUGUACAUCAAAUUGAUGGUAAUAUCGAUGGAGAAAAACAAGAAAUUAGUAAAACUAUAAAAGAUCCUAAUUCACCAGAUGAAAAAAUAAAUGAAAAUGAUAUAACAAAGAAAACAAUUAAUAACGAUCAAGAUAAUAAUGAUUCAUUAACUAAUGUACAUCAAAUAAGUGAUAAUAUCGAUGGAGGAAAACAAGAAAUCAGUGAAGAAACAGAAGAACAUGGAAAAAAAGAUAAUAAAAUGAAUAAUGAUGAUAAAGAAGAAACAUUUCAUUCGGAUCAAAACAAGAAUGAUAAAUUAACUUAUGAACAUCAAAGUGGUGAUAAUAGGAAUGGAGGAAAACAAGAAAUCAAUGAAGAAACAAAAGAACAUGGAAAACAUGAUAAAAGAAUGAACAAUGAUGAUGAUAAAGAAGAAGAAAUAUUUCAUUCUGAUCAAAACAAGAAUGAUAAGUUAACUUAUGAACAUCAAACUUAUGAUAAUAUCGAUGGAGGAAAACAAGAAAUCAGUGAAGAAACAGAAGAACAUGUAAAACAAAAAAUCAUUGAAGAAACAGGAGAACAUGGAAAACAAGAUAAAAAAAUGAAAAAUGAUGAUGAUAAAGAAGAAGAAAUAUUUCAUAUUGAUCAAAAUAAUAAUGAUACAUUAACUAGUGAACAUCAAAAUAGUAAUAAUAUGAAUGGAGGAAAACAAGAAACCAGUAAAACUAUAAAAGAUCCUAAUUCACAAGUUGAAAAAAUAAAUGAAAAUGAUAUAACACAAGAAGCAAUUAAUAACGAUCAAUAUAAGAAUGAUUCAUUAUCUAAUGAAGACCAAAUAUCUAGUGAUAAUAUGAAUGGAGAAAAACAAGAAAUCAAUGAAGAAACAAAAGAACAUGGAAAAAAAGAAAUUAGUGAAGAAACAGAAGAACAUGGAAAACAAGAAAUUAGUAAAACUAUAAAAGAUCCUAAUUCACCAGAUGAAAAAAUAAAUGAAAAUGAUAUAACAAAGAAAACAAUUAAUAACGAUCAAGAUAAUAAUGAUUCAUUAACUAAUGUACAUCAAAUAAGUGAUAAUAUCGAUGGAGGAAAACAAGAAAUCAAUGAAGAAACAAAAGAACAUGGAAAACAAGAAAUUAGUGAAGAAACAGAAGAACAUGGAAAACAUGAUAAAAAAAUGAAAAAUGAUGAUGAUAAAGAAGAAGAAAUAUUUCAUUCUGAUCAAAACAAGAAUGAUAAGUUAACUUAUGAACAUCAAACUUAUGAUAAUAUCGAUGGAGAAAAACAAGAAAUCAGUGAAGAAACAGAAAAACUUGGAAAACAAGAAAUCAGUAAAACAACAAAAGAUCCUAAUUCACAAGUUGAAAAAAUAAAUGAAAAUGAUACAAAAAAAGAAACAAUUCAUAUCGAUCAUUAUAAUAAUGAUUCAUUAUCUAAUGAAGACCAAAUAACUUAUGAUAAUAUUAAUGGAAUAAAUAAAGAAAUUAGUAAAAUAAUAAGAGAACAUGGAAAACAAGAUAAAAGAAUGAACAAUGAUUAUGAUAAAGAAGAAGAAAUAUUUCAUUUUGAUCAAAACAAGAAUGAUAAAUUAACUAAUGAACAUCAAACCUAUGAUAAUAUCGAGGAAGGAAAACAAGAAAUCAAUGAAGAAACAAAAGAACAUGGAAAACAAGAUAAAAAAAUGAAUAAUGAUGAUGAUAAAGGAGAAGAAACUUUUCAUCCUGAUCAAAACAAGAAUGAUACAUUAAUUAAUGAACAUCAAAGUGGUGAUAAUAUGAAUGGAGGAAAACAAGAAAUCAAUGAAGAAACAAAAGAACAUGGAAAACAAGAAAUCAACGAAGAAACAGAAAAACUUGGAAAACAAGAAAUCAGUGAAGAAACAGGAGAAUAUGGAAAACAAGAUAAAAAAAUGAAAAAUGAUGAUGAUGAAGAAGAAGAAAUAUUUCAUUUUGAUCAAAAUAAUAAUGAUACAUUAACUAAUAAACAUCAAACUGAUGGUAAUAUCAAUGGAGAAAAACAAGAAAUCAGUAAAACAACAAAAGAUCUUAAUUCACAAGUUGAAAAAAUAAAUGAAAAUGAUAUAACAAAAGAAACAAUUAAUAAUGAUCAAAAUAAGAAUGAUUCAUUAUCUAAUGAAGACCAAAUAUCUAGUGAUAAUAUGAAUGGAGGAAAACAAGAAAUCAUUGAAGAAACAAAAGAACAUGGAAAACAAGAAAUCAGUGAAGAAACAGGAGAAUAUGGAAAACAAGAUAAAAAAAUGAAAAAUGAUGAUGAUAAAGAAGAAGAAAUAUUCCAUUCUGAUCAAAACAAGAAUGAUAAAUUAACUUAUGAACAUCAAAUAACUAGUGAUAAUAUCGAUGGAGAAAAACAAGAAAUCAGUGAAGAAACAAGAGAACAUGGAAAACAAGAUAAAAAAAUGAACAAUGAUGAUGAUAAAGAAGAAGAAAUAUUUCAUAAUGAUCAUUCAAAACAUCAUAAUAUAUCUAAUAAAAAUCAAAUUAGUGGUCCUAGUGUAUAUGACAAUGAUAAAAUAUCAAAUGAUACCUCAAGCAAUCAUCAAUUGCCAGAUAAAGAAAAAACUGAAAAAAAUAUUACAUUAGAAAAUGUAGAUAUAUAUAGAGAGACAAAUAAUAAAAUAAAUGAACAUAAAAUUGAUGAUAAAAAUAUAGAUGAUGAAAACCAAGUAUUAGGAGAAAAUAUAUACAAUAUACCAAGUAAAAAUCUGCCUAAAAAUCCAACAGAAAGUAAACAAAGUGAUAAUGAUCAUAAAAUUAAUUCUAUUUCAGAUAGUGAAAGUAAAGAUUCUAAUGAUAUGGAAAUUCAUAAGCAUGAAGAAGAUUAUAUGAAAGAAAAUCAAAAGACAAUUCAUGAGAAUCAUAAGGAUAGUGAUAUAAUAAAAAAAGAAUAUAUUACUCCAACUAAAAUAAACAAAGAAAAAAAUGGACUAAAAGAAAACAUAGGAAAAGAUGAAGAAAUUGAUAAAAAAAUAGAUUCAGAAAAAGACAAUAUGCAUACUGAAAUAAGUAAAAAAAAAAUUCAUGAUGAAGAAAUAGUAAACCAUCAAUUACUAGGAAAAAAAGAAAUGAAUGAAGAUGAGGAAAAACAACAAAAAAACGAAGUUCAAACAAAAAAUUACAUCGUAUCUAAUGAAAAUGAAGAACUUAAAUAUGAUAUAAAUAAAGGAGAUCAAACUCCAAGAGAAGUAGGUGAGCAUGAUACACUACAUACAGAAACAAAUAAAGAAAAAAAAAAAGAAACCAUUAAUUAUGAAGAAACUGGAAGUUUUUCAAUACACAAAAAUAAUCAAACAAAUGAUGCUAAUAUAAAUGAAGAACUUGAAAAAUUAGAUGAAAUGACAAUCAAAUAUUAUUUACCUAAUAAACUGAUAAAUGGAUAUCAAUCGCCUGACAGAUAUGUGAAUGGAGAUAAACUACCAGAUAUAGAUGAAAGUGGAGAAAAUAAUAAAGGUGAAACAAUUUAUGGUGAUCAAAAUGAAAUGCGAUUAACACACAAUAAAAAUCAAGCAAAUAAUACCAAUAUAAGUGAAAUAAAUAAAACAUUAAGUGGAUCACUAAAUGAACAUAAAUUUCCUGAAGAAAAUACUACAAAACUUCAACCAUCAAUUGAAACAAUAAGAGAAAAUAAACUAUUAGAUAAUAGCAUUAGGGAACAUAAAAUACAAGAUGAAACUAUUAAAAAACAUGAAAUAUCAGAUGAAAAUGUUAAAGAAUAUCAAAUACCAGGUGAAAAAGAAAAUGCCGAUCAGCUAAAAAGUGACCCGAUAAAUGAGAAAUUUAGUGAUAAUAUAGAUGCAAAUAAAUAUUUAGACGAUACUAAUGGAAAAAAUCAGAAAUUAAUUAGUGAAGAAUAUAAAAAACCAAAUGACAAAUAUCCAACUGAUGAUGAAACAGUAAGUAAUAAAAAUCAAAGUCCAAAUAAACAUAUUGAUAAGGAAAAUGAAGAUAAUGAAAAAUCUAAUGAAAUAAAACAUUCUUUAGAUAUAAAGAAAGAUGAAGAUCAAAUAGAAAGAGAAGAAAAUAUAAAUAUGGAAGAUCAUGCAUCAAAUGAUAAUAUAAAUAAAAAUGAAGAUGAGAGUCAAAAGGAAAAUAGUGAGAUAAAUGAAGAUAUAGUUGUUGAUAAAAUAGGAAGUGAAAAAAAAAGUAAAGAAACUCCUGUAAAACAAAAUAAAUUAGUUAAUACCAUAGAUCAAAAUGAUGCAAAUGUAGUUGAUAUAGAAAAAAUAGAUAUAAAAAAUCGUAAUAAUAAUGAAGAUGAUAAUGAAAGUGUCAGUAUAUCAUCACAUGAAAAAAAAGAAAUAGAUAAUAAAAGUGAAGGUCAUGUAAUAAAAAAUACUUCUAAACAGCCUGAAAAGGAAAAUGAAGUAAAAAUAAAAGAAAAAAUAGAUGGUAUGUCACAUAAGAAUAAUGACAUAGAAUAUAAUAAUGAACUAUCAGGUAACAUUGAUAAAAAUUCAGAUUCCACAUUUAUAAAAGAUAUAGAGGAGAAAUCAUCACAAGGAGAAUCCAAUAAACUUAAAUUAGCAACCGAACAUAAAGAAGAAAGAAAUAUUAAUAACUUAAUUGAUGACGUCAUAAAAGAAUAUAAUAACGAAAGUAAUGGCAAAAAAAUUAAUGAUAAUAUAAAUGAAAAACUAGAAACCCUUAGUGAUUAUGUAGAACAUAGGAAAAUGGUACCAAAUAGUAAAAAUGAAUAUCCAUAUAAAUAUUACGCAGAUACAAAGAGUAUUCAUAAAUUACUUUAUAAAAAGUCAAAAAAUGGAAAAAUUGAACCUAACAAAAUUAUUAUUGUUGGUCAGAAUAAUUUUAUCAUAGAUUCAAAUGAUGAGGUGAAUCCUUUCCCAAAAAAUAUGUCUAAUGAAGUUCAUAAACUUUUAGAUGAACAACUUCAAAAAGAUAUAGCACAUACGUUAAAUGAAAGUAAAAACCAAAAUGAACAUGAAAAUGGAAAUGAAAAUAAAAAAGGUAAAUUCAAUUAUGUUAAAGCAAUAAAAUAUGCAGGUAUGUCCACUUUAGCUGGAACUAUAAUAGCUUUAGGAGUUAUGUAUUAUUUCAAAAAGUAUCAUAGUAAUAAUUUUGAGGAAAAUGAAAAUUUAAAUAAUUUAGAAUUUCAAGGUAAUUCAGAUACUUUAUUAUGCGAAGAGAAAGGAAGGGAUAUUAUAGGUGGUGAAAUUGGAUACAAUGAUGAAAGUUGGUCAUAA
Plasmodium gallinaceum is the source of this 12885-nucleotide messenger RNA. Its product is annotated as TRAP-like protein, putative. The record is from RefSeq and is a predicted model, not a curated record. Lineage: Eukaryota; Apicomplexa; Aconoidasida; Haemosporida; Plasmodiidae.